Messenger RNA from Cyclocybe aegerita, 312 nucleotides. NCBI's taxonomy places the organism in Eukaryota, Fungi, Basidiomycota, Agaricomycetes, Agaricales, Hemipholiotaceae. The record is from the annotation of a GenBank genome assembly.
AUGCGCAGAUCAAAAGGUAGCAAAGCUCGUCAGCCCGCCAACCUCGACCUGCACACCGAACACCACGACUCCAGCACGCGAGGUAAGACGUUCGUCAACGCCCUGAACGACGCGCGCAAGAGCCAGGUGCGGAGGGCGGGAUGCCAACCUCGUCAGGCGACACCCCACCCUGGUCCCCACGAUGGAGAGCACAGACAAGCUCGUCAGCCCGCUAAUGCUCUGGGAGGAAGUGUGCUGGCUGUUGGAGUGCGUGGUUGGAGGAGAGCAGGAGAGCAGGAGAGUCGCAUCGCGCAGAGAGGUUUGGUGCAGUAG